Messenger RNA from Lates calcarifer (barramundi perch), 912 nucleotides. Its product is annotated as chymotrypsin-like elastase family member 2A. Bases 41 to 856 code for a protein of 271 amino acids. The record is from RefSeq and is a predicted model, not a curated record. The transcript has 8 exons. Gene Ontology annotation, biological process: proteolysis. NCBI's taxonomy places the organism in Eukaryota, Metazoa, Chordata, Actinopteri, Centropomidae. Gene Ontology annotation, molecular function: serine-type endopeptidase activity.
AUAAAUAGUUAAAACAGCAUCUAAUCCUCACUGCUCCAACAUGAUUUGGCUUGUGGCUUUUCUGUCCUGCAUUGGGCUGAUCUGUGCCGAGGCACCCUUCAACCAUAAUGUGCACAAUGAGAGGGUCAUAGGAGGCCACAAUGCUAAACCCAACACCUGGAGAUGGCAGGUCUCCCUCCAGUAUGACUCAUACAAUGACGGGUCAUACUACCACAUGUGUGGAGGCACCAUCGUCGGUAAUUUCUUCAUCAUGACUGCAGCCCACUGUAUCCUCAGCAUAGAUCCUAGUCCGUACCGUGUGGUGGUGGGCGAGUAUAACCUGUAUGAGUAUGACGGCAGUGAGCAGUUCAGGCGUGUGGAGAGGAUUAUUGUCCAUCCUGCCUGGAAUGAAGAUCUCGCCAAAGGAAAUGACAUUGCUCUCUUGAAACUGGCUACUCCUGUGUAUGACAACGGCUAUGUGGCUGUCGCUAACCUCCCCUACCCUGGCCAGAUGUUGCCUCAUGGUUUCACCUGUUACAUCACCGGCUGGGGGCUUAUGGACAACAUUGGUACGGUCCCUGCCAUCCUGCAGGUGGCUCCAAUCAAUGUGGUGGAGCAUUCAGUCUGCUCCCGGCCUGAGUGGUGGGGCAGCAUUGCUCUGAGGACCAUGGUGUGUGCUGGAGGGGAUGGGAUCAUAUCAGGCUGCCAGGGCGACUCUGGAGGCCCCCUGAGCUGCUUCACUGAUGGAGCCUGGAGAGUCCAUGGCGUUGUCAGUUACGGUCCAGCUGGCUAUUGCAACCAAGUGUCUAAACCCACCGUCUUCACCAGAGUUUCUUCUUUCCAAGAUUGGAUGUAUUCAGUGAUGCAGAGUGUUUAGAUGGCAAACCUACUGUCAACUGUCAAACCUAUGAAAUAAAAUCACAUACCACUCAA